AUGCCGAUCGAACUAUUCGAAGAGGAAGGUCUUGAGAGAAUUCCCGAUCUCCGUCUUUCGGAAUGGCUUUUUUUAGCGACUCUCGAUCGACCAUCAGUUAAGUCAAAGGAUGGUCUGGUCAAAAAAAUGAUGGAUGUUAUCAAAACAGAGAAUAUGACUCCUUUUUAUAAGCUAUUAUGUAAGCAAUUGCACCUAAUUGAAGAUCAGGAUCUCGUUGCAACUAUGGAAAAGGCAAACGAGGAAAAAUUGAAGGAACUUGAAGAAAAUAUUAAGAAGGCAGAGGAGUCAGACGGUGAAACUGAGAUUCGUGAGGCUAUGAUUGCCAAGGCUCAUUUUCUCAGCAAAAUUGGCGACAAAGCGUUAGCCUUGUCUCAAUUCCGCACUAUUUUAGACAAAACAGUUCUUCCCGGUUGUCGACUUGAUAUUACCUUCCAUCUUAUUCGAAUGGGGUUCUUCUGGAAUGAUAGGGACCUUAUUACAACGAACAUUGAAAAGGCUAAUAGUUUGAUCGAAGAAGGCGGUGAUUGGGAUCGUAGAAAUCGAUUGAAGGUAUAUCGUGGUCUUCAUAGUCUUUCAAUUCGUGACUUCGACUCUGCUGCCAAGCACUUCUUGGAUGCUGUUGCUACUUUCACUAGUUAUGAAUUGAUGGACUACAAGAAUUUCAUUGUGUAUACUGUUCUUACGGCCAUGAUUUCAUUAAAGCGUCAAGAUCUUCGAUCAAAGGUUGUGAUGGGCUCAGAAAUUCAAGAAGUUCUUCACAGUCUGCCUGCUGUAAAAGAAUGCCUUAUGUCUCUCUUUGAAUGUAGAUAUGCUGAUUUCUUCCUCUAUUUGGUCACAUUACAGGAUACUGUUUAUAAUUCAGUAGUUCAGUAA
Molecule: messenger RNA, 873 nt
Organism: Rodentolepis nana
Lineage: Eukaryota; Metazoa; Platyhelminthes; Cestoda; Cyclophyllidea; Hymenolepididae
Source: the annotation of a GenBank genome assembly